AUGUCAGAGCAAAAUAAACCUGAAAAGGCUCCCUUAAAGAAGACGGCUGCCCAGAAAGUAAGUAAAGUUGGUUCGUUCACUGCAGGUGGUAUGGCAGCCUGUCUUGCAGUGACAUUCACAAAUCCGAUUGAAGUUGUUAAGACCAGAAUGCAACUGCAAGGUGAAAUGUCAGCUGUCUCACAAAAUAUUUAUAAAAAUCCUAUACAAGGUAUAAGUGUAAUAUUUAGGAAUGAAGGUAUUAGAGGUUGUCAACGUGGUUUAAUUGCCGCAUAUGUAUAUCAAAUUGGUUUGAACGGUUCUAGAUUAGGUUUCUAUGAACCAAUUAGAAAUAUUCUAAACAAGACAUUCUAUCCAGAUAGUCCUUCUCAUAAGGUUCAAAAUGUUCCUAUUAACAUGGUAUCUGGUGCAUCUUCCGGUAUAAUUGGUGCUGUGGUGGGUUCCCCUUUAUUUUUGAUUAAGACUAGAAUGCAAUCCUUUUCUAAAGCUGUAGCAUUAGGUGAUCAAACACAUUACACAGGUGUAUGGAACGGGUUUAAAACAAUUCUUAAGGCCGAAGGUAUUUUGGGUUUAUAUCGUGGUGUUGAUGCCGCAGUCAUUAGAACUGCUUCAGGUUCCGCUGUCCAAUUACCUAUCUACAAUAUUGUAAAACAUGGUCUACUAAGAAAUCAUAUUAUGUCAGAUAGUCCUGCAUUGCAUUUAACAUCAAGUGCAGUUGCUGGGCUUGGUGUUGCUGUUGUAAUGAAUCCUUGGGAUGUUAUCUUAACAAGAAUAUAUAAUCAAAAGACCGAUAAAUAUAAAGGUCCGAUAGAUUGUUUAGUCAAGACAGUAAAAAUUGAAGGGAUUGGCGCAUUAUACAAAGGUUUUGAAGCACAAGUAUUCAGAAUUGCCCCUCAUACCAUUCUCACCUUGACAUUCCUAGAACAGACAAUGAAAUUGGUCCAUUCAGUGGAAUCUAGAGUUCUCAUGCAUUGA
Molecule: messenger RNA, 972 nt
Organism: Maudiozyma barnettii
Lineage: Eukaryota; Fungi; Ascomycota; Saccharomycetes; Saccharomycetales; Saccharomycetaceae
Gene: OAC1
Product: Oac1p
Exons: 1
Coding region: 1-972 (323 amino acids)
Source: RefSeq, a predicted model, not a curated record